CCGCCCCGCCCCAAAAAUGUUGUGGUACUAGCCUACCAUACAACCGAUGGCAGCAGGGAAACUUUGGUGCUGUCAAGAUACCACGCAAUAGUGAUCCGAAAAUCUUCUUUGAAAGUCCAAUGAUCAGGGUUUCCUGGUGUUUGUCCUGUUACGCGCGCAGUAAGAUCGAUCAGCAGAGAAUAAUAGGACGAAGCAGACAAGGACAAUUCAUGCAUUGAUUGUAUAUUCCCCUAUUGCACUUUAUAACGAGAGGUUUCUGGUGAGUUAGUUUUAAUCAUGUCCGAACAACGAAUAUUUGUAAGCCCUUUCCACAGACCGCACUGCUUGGCUGCUGCAGCCCCAGCUGGGAAGGCAAAGCUAACCCAUCCAGGCAAAGCUAUUUUAGCUGGUGGGAUUGCUGGAGGCAUUGAAAUCUGUAUCACUUUCCCCACUGAGUAUGUGAAGACCCAGCUACAGUUAGACGAGAAAGCCAAUCCACCACGUUACAAAGGCAUUGCGGACUGUGUGAGGCAGACGGUUCAGGGUCAUGGGGUCGGAGGCCUGUACAGAGGCCUCAGCUCGCUGUUGUAUGGGUCCAUCCCGAAAGCAGCUGUCCGGUUCGGGGUGUUUGAGUUCCUCAGUAAUAAAAUGCGGGAUGAGUCUGGCAAGCUGGACAGCAUGAGAGGUCUCCUCUGUGGCCUGGGGGCGGGGGUGGCAGAGGCUGUGGUAGUGGUUUGCCCGAUGGAGACUGUGAAGGUAAAGUUCAUUCAUGAUCAGACGUCAGGAAACCCAAAGUACAGAGGCUUCUUCCACGGGGUCAGGGAAAUCGUUAAAACUCAAGGUCUUAAAGGAACAUAUCAAGGGCUGACGGCAACUGUACUGAAACAGGGAUCCAAUCAGGCUAUUCGAUUCUAUGUAAUGACUGCGCUAAGGAACUGGUACAAAGGUGACGAUCCCAACAAGACCAUGAACCCUCUGAUUACCGGGGCUUUUGGUGCUAUAGCGGGAGCAACCAGUGUGUUUGGCAACACGCCUCUGGACGUCAUCAAAACCAGGCUGCAGGGUCUGGAGGCACAUAAGUACAAGAGCACCUUAGACUGCGCCAUCAAGAUCAUGAAGCACGAAGGACCUGCAGCGUUCUACAAGGGGACUAUCCCGCGUCUGGGCCGAGUGUGCAUGGAUGUGGCCAUCGUGUUCAUCAUUUACGAGGAGGUGGUCAAGGUUCUUAACAAAGUCUGGAAGACAGAGUGAGGCUGGCUCGGCUGAACGUGAUUGGCUGAGCAAGUUGAUCCUGCGAUGUCUGAUUAGCCUGUCAGGGACAGUGGUGGCUGAGGCCUUAUUACUCAUGAGACUUUGCUGGAGUCCUGUUUACCAUCUCUCAGGCUGCAAUAUUGUGUACUUCCCUAAGGAACACUUUUCCCAAUCGAAUGUGAUAACAGACCUACAGAGUAUACUUGAAACGGAAAAGCUAAUAAAUGUUUAGUGUAGGUCUCUAUUCAGAGCACAUUUUAAAACUGUAAUAUAUGUAAGACAGAUGUAGAUUUUAGAAGGCGAUGUGGUAAAUGUGGCAAAUGCUGGGAGUGACUAAAGACUAAGCCUUUAUCAGUAUAUUGUUGCUAAUUAUGUAUUGCUAAAACUCACUGACAAAUUAUAUUUUAAUCAGAAAUGUAUUUCUUUAAAAAAAAAAGUAUGAUUUUUUUGUUCAUGGAAUUUUAUCCAUUGUAUGUAUAGUAAUUUGAAUUACCUUCAUUUUAAUGCUGACAGAAGUAGUGACAGCCAAAGAUAUGCUCAGCUGCAUAACUCCUUAAAUAUAGAUCAGGGGUUCAACAUUUCCUCCAAAACACUGGUAAAACCUCUUAGUUAGACGUUCCUGGACAGAAUACACAAAUGGUUGAAGUGCCUGCACGUAUAUGCAUACAGCAUAAGUUAAUGUUUCAUGUGCCCACAGAUUUGUUUUUUCAUUAUUACUAUUAUUUUAAUAUUUUUGUAUAGGUGUUUCACCUGGAAAAGAUCCAUGCAAAGUAUCGGAGCUCUCAUGAAAUACUUAGAACAAAAAAUUCCUUCUAGUGCCUCAAAGCAGAGCAAAACUGUUCCUUAGGCAAGACCUUGUUAGUUUCUCAUUCCUUCAUAGUUCUCAUUCCUUCAUAGUAACACAUCCUUGUCCCCAAAGCUACAGUAGACUAGAAGCCUAUGUUUCGGUAGCUUCAUUUAACUCACUUUUUUUACGCAACAGCAGCCUCCAACAUGUCGUUUUGUGUGUAUGGGCUCAUCACUCUUGCAUUUUUUGCCAUUUCAUUUAGACAGAGUUGGAUUUCUCAAUUUUAGCUGGAAAUUUUCGUUCUUCGAAUUUCAAGUUAAUGCUUAGCACUUCUGAUUGGCUGGGCCAGCUGUCAAUCUGGGCGGCACUGGCCCACCUAGACCCUUUAUGUGGCUAUGCACCCACCCAAAAAGGUAGACCUUGAAGAUGUUUGAAAAUGGACCUGUUUGUAUCUACAGAAUUUGAAUUUGUUCAAGAGACCCUUGCAAAAGAACCAAAGCUUUCAGUCUUUAAAAAUAGAUGUAUACACAAGAUUGUCUCAUGGUAGGAGCACUUACUCGUUCAUUCUCGGGGUGCCUAAUUGAAUCCCCAUUCUAUCUUUUUAUCUAUUCCUUACGAGUCUUUCAUGCAGUUCCCUUUUUUAGAGCCAAUUUAUGUUUUGCAGUAUUGUGAAAAUUAGUCAUGAUUCACAAACCCACAACGCCUUAAUAUUCGCAAAACUAGUGUCAGCUGUCAGCACUGAGGCAUUUUCCUCCUACCUCAAGACGUCCAUAAUAGACAUGUCCAUGUUAAAUAAACGUGAACGUGGAUUAGGAGUGCAGCAAAACGAUUACCUGGUACCAUGGUGCACUGAGUUAAUCGGUUUCAAAGCCUCAACCGUAGGUCUUCGCUCAUUUAAUGUAGGCCUACAGUAUAUUGAAAUGCAUGCAUUUUGUUGGUCAUUUUGUUAUACUGGAGAUAAUUAUUAUAUGCAAAGUGCUGACAUUGACUAACAGCUACAUGUGAUGUUUUUUGCUUUCACACUGUAUUGGACCACCAGAGCUACAACACAACAGGUGUUACAUUUUGUUGCAUCGUCCAGAGCUUUUUUUUUAUCCAUGUGUCUUCAUGUCUGAAUGUAUUUCUUUUUAUUCAAUUGUUCUGUUAAGUACAUUUUACAGAUUGUUAAUAGCUAAAGACUUCUGUUAUGGUACGACAAAUCAGUGUCAUAUGCAGUUUGUUGUCUACUGCAUUUUGUUGUCUUUGUACUUUGCAUCUACUCUGCACAACGACAAAGUUGAAUAUAAUCUAAUCAAAAAUUUCAAUACCAUAAGGGCAAGCUUUGUUGGUUUCACUUGUUACAGACCUGUUUGCCAAUACCCUUGUUGCUCUUAAACUUAAAAAAAAAAAAAAACUGAACUGGAAUGUUUUCCCAAAAAGAAAUAUGCUCAUGAACAUCUUUGAAAGUCAUUACUCCUGCUAUGUUGUUUAAUAUAGGCAUAUAGGAAUUAUGUCUUAAUGUGAUCCUUAAUCAAUGCACACCUUAAAAUCUUCACUGUCAGUUAAUGCAUACAUGUAUAAUGUCAUUCUUUGUGAGUGCAGAUCGCCAUGUGAUGUGCCUUCAAUAUUUUCAUUCUCAUUGCCAAUAAACACCGAAAUGAUUAGGGGGGAAA
Molecule: messenger RNA, 3669 nt
Organism: Alosa sapidissima (American shad)
Lineage: Eukaryota; Metazoa; Chordata; Actinopteri; Clupeiformes; Clupeidae
Gene: slc25a1b
Product: slc25a1 solute carrier family 25 member 1b
Exons: 9
Coding region: 277-1230 (317 amino acids)
Biological process (GO): mitochondrial citrate transmembrane transport
Source: RefSeq, a predicted model, not a curated record